CCGCGCGACAGCCCGUGCGCAUGCGACCACACUCGGUGCAUCAUCACGCCAUCGUAUCAUAGUGUAGAGGAUUAGUGUAGCUGUGAGCCCGGACUGCCUCCGCCAUGCGACCAGUAGUGGCGUGGAUUUUCGUCGCAGCGGUGACAGUAGUCGCGACGCAGGACACUUCUAGCGACAGAGUAAACGACAAACUCAACAGUAUAGAGACAAAACCAUCAGUGCGACUAGAUCCUUAUAUUAGGAAAGCUUUACUAAAAGCUCUCAGUGAGUUGGAAGAAAGUGAAGAAAAUACUACGGGUACUGAUAAUGCCGAUAGUACCUCUACUGUGGACGCGGAACUAUUAAGAACCAGUGAAGAUGUCACAGAAGCAUUACCCGUGUCUAAAGAAGGAAUACAGAUACAUUCGUUCAUAGUCAACGGUCAGGCGGCAUUUUCUAGUAACGCAAAUACGACGCCGACAUUAAUAGACAAGAAAAUAUCCAUCCUAAGCACUACUGCUGGAAACGUCGAAAAUCCAGUCACAACAACACUUCCAACACAAUCUCCGUUUAGCGAAAUUUUUCAGACGAAGGAAUCAAGUGUUAAUGUCCAACAAGUAAGAAGUAUUCAAACUACGUCCAAAACAAACAACGAAAACAGCGUGACGAACACCAAACCCACCAGGCCGACCACUACUACCACCACCACCACCACAACGACGACUCCAAAGCCCACACACAACGCAGACGGCGAAAAUAUUGAAGAAGUAGACCAACGUGAUGUUCAGGUGUUCCAAGCUCCCUUAGUAGCAGCUUUUACUGUACAACAAGACGCUCAAGGUCUCCCUAAAAAAGUUAUACCACUUUUUCAACAAACGAAUGUACCCAAUCCGAAUCCGAAAUCAUCGCCGACUAACACUGCCACAACAGGACUCUUAGUACCACAAGUUUCACCUCAGCAACAGCCCCUUAGUAGACCACCUCAAAACGACUUUAUAAAUCAGCAGCUUACUCUACAAAAACAAUUGGAAGAAAAGCAAAGAAUUUUGGAAGAACAGCUUCGUUUGUUACAAUUUCAACAACGACAACAAGAGGAGCUCCUGAGAAAGCAGCAAUUCUUGCUUCAACAAAAAGAGGCGCAGAGACAACAACAAAUAGCCUUUGAACAUGAACAGGCCAAACGACAACAGCUACUGUCUGAGCAACAGAAACUGCAAGCGAGUCAAGCUGUCAAUAACUUUCACUUACAAGGACUGCAAAAGAAUAUUCAGCAAACCCAAUUUUUGAAUCAAAACAACGGCGUCCGCGGAGGAGGGCCGAACGCCCAUGUAUCGAUUCAACCCAGCGUAUCUCUAGAGCAGGGAAACUUGCUUCCCAACCAGCAACAACUGCCUAACCGAGAAGCAGUAGAUUUUUUGCUACAUUUACGAAACCAACAAUCCGAACAGUUUCCUUUACAAGAAAACCAUAUACCACAGGGUAUAAGUAAUUUCUUACAGCCUAAUCCCAUUCAAAAUUUUAAUCAAUUCGCAGGCUUUAAUCAAUUAAGGCCCGAAGAUCAGUUUAGGCAAAAACAGGCUAAUCGCGUAUUUCGUCAAGAAAGUGGCGUUGGAAACUUCGGAUUGAAUAGUCAGAACUACAACAGGUUUAAUACAUUUAAUCCGAUCCUAUCUAAUCGCUUUUUUUCUAACAACCGACCGAAUCAGUUCAAUCCUGAUGCAGAGUUAAAACACCUAUUAGUUCAAAAUGGCUUGAACACACGGAGUCAUGAGGAUUUGAACAUUGUGUCAAAGGUGUUGUCAUUGAAUCACGGUAUUCCAUUGAACAACAAUCUUUCUAACAGGCUUCCAUUCGACAGCAGAAGAAAUGUUCGUCCUAUUUUAUAGACACUGAUGUACGUAACGGUUUCUUUCGCCAACAAUCUAUGAUGUUAUUAGCUACAAUGUUAUAAAACCUUUGUCUACUGAACAAAAUAAACUAUCACGAUUGCUUCAGACAGGUAAACUACCAAAGAAGUUUUAAAUAAAUCCAAGCUUAAGUAGACAUCAUCAUAUAAACUCAUCGAUAAUCUAAUGCCUAUUGUUAAUGUUUUCAAGCUUUCAAUCAACCAGUUGUUAGAUGUACUUAAACGAAUUAUUUAUUUUAUGAUUAGUAAUUGUGAACUGCCAUAAGUAGUAAAUCGUAAUUAGAUAUAAGUAAGUAAGGUUAAUUCACUUUAAAAACUUUAUAAGAACUAAUGUUUCAUUAUUAAGUUAUAUCUAUACUUUUACAAAAUUAUUUGCAGGAAAAAUUGUAUACCUAGAAUAUUUAGGUACUCGUUGAUUACCGGGACUUACAAUCAAUUACAUAAGAAUGUAAAUAAAUACGUAGAGACCUAUAAAUAUGAAUCAAUACUUUCCUACAAUGCGCUGCGGCCCUGGUAUACAAUCCUUCAACAUAAAAUCCCACAGCUAUUAUUAAAUUUGUUUGUGGAUUCAUCAUCAGCCGUACGACGCCCACUGCUGGGCAUAGGCCUCCCCCAAGGAUCUCCACGACGAUCGGAUUACUACACACAAAUCCGGAUAAAUAAUAUUCAUCAAAUUUAAACAAGAUUAUUAUAAUAUCCUUGUCGUAUCCGACAACAGCGACCUCAGUCAGAAGAAUAGAAGAAGAAGAAGAACUAUAAGAUAUAUUGACUACAUACAAAUAGAAAUAUACUUUAUUGUACCAAAAUAAAAUGAAGAAAGACUCUUAACUAGGGACACGGCAAAUGGCGGCCUAAUCGCUUAAAUCGAUUUCCUCCAGACAACCAUAAGGCGAGGAAAAACAUACAACACACAUAUUCAGUUUUCAAACGUUCUAAUUUUAUUUACUUACAAGGUUUUUAUGCAAGUAUUGAGUCACUUUUUUAUUAUUAUUUAGUUUAAUAGGUUGGUAAGAUUGUAAAUAAUGGAUAAUCCUAAUUAGUAUCUAGUAAGUUUAUCGUUUACAUGUGAAAUUAAAGUAUUUUUUUUAGUAAA
Pectinophora gossypiella (pink bollworm) is the source of this 2978-nucleotide messenger RNA. RefSeq lists its product as uncharacterized. Lineage: Eukaryota; Metazoa; Arthropoda; Insecta; Lepidoptera; Gelechiidae. The record is from RefSeq and is a predicted model, not a curated record. Bases 105 to 1865 code for a protein of 586 amino acids. The transcript is spliced from 2 exons.